This is a messenger RNA of Alternaria burnsii, 1269 nucleotides long. Its product is annotated as saccharopine dehydrogenase. The transcript is spliced from 2 exons. The coding region runs from base 1 to 1269 and encodes 422 amino acids. Gene Ontology annotation, cellular component: mitochondrion; plasma membrane; lipid droplet. Lineage: Eukaryota; Fungi; Ascomycota; Dothideomycetes; Pleosporales; Pleosporaceae. Gene Ontology annotation, biological process: glycolipid biosynthetic process. The record is from RefSeq and is a predicted model, not a curated record.
AUGGCUCAGCAAUCACGGGAAUACGAGCUAAUCUUGCUGGGGGCGACGGGUUACACUGGAAAACUUGUUGCGGAAUGGGUCACCACCCAUCUGCCGGACGAUCUGAAGUGGGCUGUCGCAGGACGUAAUGCGAAGAAGUUGCAGGGCGUAGUUGACGAGCUGACGAAGCUGAGGCCAAAUCGCAAGCAGCCAGCCAUCGAGACAUGCGAGCUUGAGCGUCAGCAAUUGGAGGCUCUUGUCAAGAAGACGACACUCAUCAUCACGACAGUAGGCCCCUUCAUGCACUACGGUGAGCCUGUCCUUGCCGCCUGUGUCAACAAUGGCACGCACUAUCUGGACUCUACUGGUGAAGUGCCAUGGAUCUACGACAUGGUCGCCAAGUACGAUGAGCUUGCGAAGAAGAACAAAACUAUUAUUAUACCCGAGUGUGGUCUCGACUCCGUCCCUGCGGACAUCAUGGCGUAUGUGCUCGCGCGGGAGGUGCGCAAGCGCCACAACGCCCCCUGCGAGCGCGCCAUCAUGACACUGUACGACUUCAAGUCCGGUAUCAGUGGCGGAACAUCCCUCACCAUGUUGGAGCUCUUCAAGAAGUACUCUCUCAGCCAUCUCGGAAAGUCAAUGCACCCAUACUCUCUGUCGCCCGUCAACGCAGACAACGUUGUCGCAUCACCAUCGGGAAGCUUUCCGUACAACCUUUUCGGCCUGCAAACCAUUCCCGAACUCGGAGGUAUUCAGACGACUGGACUCAUGGCGAGUGUCGACGUGUGCAUUGCGCAUCGCUCAUGGGGUCUGUACCAGUCCUCCGGUGACAAGACACUACAGUACGGCCCCAAGUUUCGCUUCAACGAGUACGCGCGUGCACCCAAUCUGUUCUUCGGUUUUGCGCAAAAAGUGGUUCUUACCUCAGUCGCUGUUCUGCUUGCCAUUCCAGUAACGCGCUGGUUGCUUGAACCUCUUCUCAAGGUGGUCAUCCCAAGCCCUGGUCAGGGACCGUCAAAGGAGAGCAUGAAGAAGGACUUCAUGCACUACCGUGGAGUUGGCAGUACCGAAGAUGGGAGGAAGGUGAUUGCGAACCUUGAAGUCGCGCAUGGUGGUUAUGUUGCAACAGCAAUGACACUCAGUGCUGCUGCUAAAGUUAUCCUCCGGGGCAGGCUGGAGGAGAGCGAAGCGGGAAAGCUCGGAGGUGGCAUCCUGACACCUGCGACACUAGGAGAUCAAUAUGUGAAGACACUGAACGAGUUCGGUAUGAAGAUCAGGGUAGACGAUUAG